Molecule: messenger RNA, 362 nt
Organism: Staurois parvus
Lineage: Eukaryota; Metazoa; Chordata; Amphibia; Anura; Ranidae
Source: the annotation of a GenBank genome assembly
UCUGAUGCGCUUCAGCAUGUACUGACCACUCUGUCAUUUUACGUGGCUGUUGCUCUCAGUUGCUUCGACUUUGUUAUAAUACCACUAACAGUUGACCGUGGAAUAUUUUAUGGACUUAUUGCACAAGUGGCAACCUAUCACGACAACCUAUCACAGUACCACACUUGAAUUCACUGAGCUCCUGAGAGCAACCCAUUCCUUCACAAAUGUUUGUAGAAGCAGUCUGCAUGCCUAGGUGCUUGAUUUUAUACAGCUGUGGCCAUGGAGGUGAUUGGAACACCUGAAUCCAAUGAUUUGGAGGGGUUUCCCAAUACAUUUGGCAAUAUAGUGUAUGUGUAUAUUAUUUGUUGUUUGUACCCAUA